GGACCCUUUCCCCCGCUCACACGCCCGGUGUCAUCCGUCUAACAGAACCGUAGAGAAACAAAUCCAGGUCGUGCUUUUAUUUUUAACCGCGUCUUCAUCAGAUACGGCGCGUCUUCCUCGGAAGUUUUUAGGUACCAAACUUGGCGGUUGCUAUGGCUGCGAGUUCAUGCGAGGCUGGUAGAGAGGGAAGUGACGACUGGGGCUGUUGUUGGGACACGUGACUGGAGCUGCACUGAUCUGUUUUGACAAGCAUUGGGGAGGGAAGCGAGGAGGGGAGGCAGACUGUAAGCAUCACGACUAGGAGGACUCACUGUUCCUUUCAUCUGCAUUUCGCCUGAAUAAUAUCAGUAUCGACCCAGACUUGUAGUUGUAGCAGCCAGCUGGCCUGUCAGCGGUGAAAAACAACAAAAAAACAUCAGCUGCUACUCGGUUAACGUCGCCGUGAUACCGACGCGGUCGAGCGGAGUCGUGCUAUUUGUUGUUGGUUUGAAAAGUUUUAAUGAAGAAGGCAGAGGAAGUCAGCACAGGUGGCGUUUCUAGCGUUAAGUAGAUGGCGACGACUGAGACACUGUGGAUGGGUAGAAAGUGGACCACAUCCGGUUAACAUUUCGUGAGAAGAAUGAUACGCUGAAUAUGUUCUCGUCGUAGCAUUAAAAAAAAAGGGCUACCGAGACCGUCCGUCACCGGAAUCAGCGUUUGUAGCUGAGCUGUGGCUACCUGCGCUACAGUGGGGGUUGGGAUGUGUGGGACGUCGUCGUCGCCAGUAGACACUUAACCGACCGCAGAGUCACGAUAAAAGUUAGUUAGUAGUGUUUGCUAUCUAGCUAACACUGCUGAGUUAGCAGCCCCCCCUCGUUGUGGCAGAGUGCCGUUGCGAGGAGUCAACGUUACGGCAGAGGAGACACAGACAUGCAUCGCGACGUAACUAUGGUUCAGGUGGUGGAAUUUGAGACGGGCUAUAAGAGUAGUCCGCUUGCUAGUUAAAUUAUUAGUAGGCAGAUUGGUUACUUGCUAGCAAGCAGGUUGACAGCCACAUUACUUAACGCGAAGUGUUACUGGCAUUCGCUAUCAGCUGUCUUUGUGGACAAUACAGUGCGACUCAAUGGAAGCGUACAGUAGCAUGCUAACAAAGCAAUGCUUUGUUGUUGGAUAGGGGGCAGCUGGCACCAACUCACAGCCUUCACAGCUGAUAUUAUUGCUUAGCUAGUACAGCAGGUCUUAGUCUCAGAGGGUUUUGGGGGGGUCCAGACACACUGUGUGUUUCUGUGUGAUAGAAGGAAAAAAAAAAAACAGAAGACCCUGCAAGAGUCCCCAAAGGCAACCUGAUGACACUGGACAACAUGAAGCCCGAGCGAGAUGCCACCGAGGAGUUUUUCGAGUACGAUGCAGAGGAGUUCCUGGUGUUCCUGACCUUGCUCAUCACCGAGGGAAGGACACCAGAAUAUUCUGUGAAAGGCAGAACCGAGGGGCUGCACUGUCCACCGGCCCAGUCGGCCAUGCCGCCUCUUCACAAGCAUGAAUGCAGCGACAAACUGCCGCAGUGUCGGCAGGCAAGGCGAACCCGUUCAGAGGUGAUCCUGCUUUGGAAGAACAGCAUCCCCAUCAUGAUUGAGGUCAUGCUUCUGCCAGACUGUUGCUAUGGGGAUGAGUGCCCCCCGAGUGACCCCAUCAACGACCCGGUCAUCAAACAAGAUGCUCUACUGCUGGAGAGAUGGACCCUGCAGCCAGUUCCAAGACAAAGCGGCGAUCGCUUCAUUGAGGAGAAGACCCUGCUGUUGGCUGUUCGCUCUUAUGUGUUCUUCUCCCAGCUCAGCGCCUGGCUCAGCGCCUCGCAUGGCAUCGUCCCCAGAAACAUCCUGUACAGGAUCAGUGCUGCUGAUGAGGACUUGGUGUGGCAGUUCUCCCAGCCACCUUCAGAGCACAUUUUCCCCGUCCCUAAUGUAUCCCAGAGUGUUGCACUACAGGUUCGUGUCCAAUCGCUCCCCCGCCAACCCACCUACCCCACCCUUGCCUGCAGCAUCCACACCGGCCUGCCUCCUCUUUACAGUAAGACCCCCAGCCUCAAUCCAAACCUCAACAGCCAUGGUGGCUUGCCCACCCUCAAAAAGAGCCAGGACCCCAGCAAAGACAACCUCCUUCAAAACUCUAACAUGUACAGCAAGAGUUCCAACUCUAUGUCUGGUCUUCUCCUCAAUGGGUUACCCAUUCCCAAUCUUCCCAUCAACAACAUCCCAAUUAAUAGCCUUCCCCACACUGCGGUGCCACCUCCCUACAGCAAGAAGAGCCAGGAGCCUGGUGAAGACCACACGUAUCAGAAUGGAGAGCUUCCACAGGUCAACAUCCCCCAACAUCAGGGCUCCCCUCUGUUCCACAGGUCCUCUCACUCCCCCAAGCCCUCCCGUUCCCACUCCCCCUCCCCGCUUCCCACAAGUAAAGCAGGGAAGUGGCUGUAUUCUGCUCUCAAUGGUUCAUCUGAUCCCACACAAGUAGAGGACUAUGGGUCUGGUACCAACAACAGUGAGAAGUCAAAGGGGCCCAUCCCAGAGCCACUGAGAGCAUUUAAGAAUUUCUCCUUGGCAGAGCCACCCCGCUGCCCCUCCCCGAGGCCCGCUGCAUCUGAGACAAACCCUCUGAUUGGCUCCCUGCUGCAGGAGAGACAGGAAGUUAUCGCCCGCAUCGCACAGAGGCUCAACUUCUGUGACCCCACAGCACCGCCACUGCCUCCCGGCCUUUUUGCUUCUGACAACCCUCCAAAAGCCAUGUGGGGCAGUAACCAUGACGACAUAACUGCCAGUAAGACCAAAGAGCCAGAGGUACCCCCCUAUGAGUCUGUGGGACGUGUGUGGCCCAGCCCCUUCAACACACCUGUGACUGACACUUCUUUCAACAAACGGGAGAGCUCCUCCCCUAAACCCGCAGCCUGCAGGAAGCUGAAAAUGACUGAGACAAGAGACACAGAGGAGGAGAGGAAUGGAGAGAGAGAGAAAGAGAAGGAGAAAGACAAGGAGAGGGGGAGAGACAGCUCGCUGAUUGCCCAGGCAGUACAAGACAUUACUAGACUCAUCCAAGAGAGACUGUCUGUCCCUUCUCUGUCCCCGAGGCACAGCAGGAGCAGCAGCCCUCUGCACCACACGCACACAACAACAGUCACACACACGGUCCGCACAUACUCACACACCACACACGUCCCACAAGCCUCCUCGCACACUGCCACCAACGGUUACACCAACGGCCACAUACCUAGCCAUGAACUUCGCAGAGGCAGCACGCACACCGCCGCCACACACGCGCCUGUUUGCACAGACAAGCCCCGAGUCGAUCCGGGGACCGAACGCCAUUCUCCCCGGGCCCAAAAUGGUGCUCACUUUACACUUGAAGAACCCUUAUUCAAAGGCCAGUCCCGCACCCAGGCUGGUCAGCGUUUACGAAUUCCCCCACAGGAAAAGCUCAGAGUCAGGAUACCCAGCAGCCAUGAAACCCCCUCUGCCUCCCCUGUCCUUGAGAACAGCCCAAGGAAUACCCAGAUCUUUAGUUGGACUUGCAAUGAUGCCAGCCCAGCCAUGAACUGUAACAUAAGCCACAACCACAGCAAGCCUCAGCCUCAGCCUCAAUACCAGUCCCAGAUACAGGUGCAGACCUGUGCGACAGCCCAGGCCUCUUCCCCGCAGGAUGAGAACCAAGCACCCUCGGAGACAGGAUGCUCCAGCAGUCCAGACAAGACUCCCCCUGCUACUGUCCUGCGAGCUCACAGCCCCUCCCCUCUGCGUCCCUGCAACAGCUGGAAGAAACAGAAUCGCCACUCAUUAGACGCCACAGCGACCAAGGCCUUCCACCCCUGUACUGGCCUGCCUCUGCUCUCCAGCCCUGUUCCUCAGAGGAAAAAUCAAACGGGCUACUUUGACCUGGACACCUCUCUGGUUGGCUGUAAGGGUUUGCCUUGGGCCUCUGGGAAAAGGGUGUGUCCAAAGAGAGAGGGGUACACAGAUGAGUCACAGCAGCUGUUCAGUGCCAGCGCUCCACCUGCCAGUCUCAGUCUGCUGGGGAACUUUGAGGAGUGUGUGCUGAACUACCGUCUGGAGCCUUUGGGGUUAGUAGAGGGUUUCACAGCAGAGGUCGGAGCCAGCGGUUCCUUCUGCCCCAGUCACCUGACCUUACCUGUGGAAGUGUCGUUCUAUAGUGUCUCCGAUGACAACGCUCCUUCACCAUAUAUGGGUGUCAUAAACCUGGAGUCCCUGGGGAAAAGGGGCUACCGUGUACCUCCAUCAGGAACCAUUCAAGUGACCUUAUUCAACCCCAACAAGACAGUCGUCAAGAUGUUUGUUGUGAUGUACGACCUACGAGCUAUGCCAGCUGGACACCAGACCUUCCUACGGCAGAGGACUUUCUCUGUUCCUGUCCGCCGUGACAUAAACAAUCAGACCAGCAGGAAGGCCCACACCCAUGGACGCACCUUGCGCUACCUCGUUCAUCUGAGGUUCCAGAGUUCUAAGUCUGGGAAGAUCUACCUCCAUAGGGACAUCCGUCUACUGUUUUCCAGGAAGUCCAUGGAGGUGGACAGCGGUGCUGCUUACGAGCUCCAGUCCUUCACAGAGUUGCCCAUUGACCCACCAUUCUCUCCCCGCUGCUGAGGCCUGACCCCCUCCCUCCUCCGCCCGGCAGGCCACUACCGAAGCUUCAGUCACACAUCGAUGCCAGCGAUAGACUCUUACUCAGCCCAUGGCUAGUUGAAAAGGCUCUAAAAGAGAUGCUAUUUAAGGACGGCACUCAACAAGACCCACCUGGCCUGUGCCCAAAAUCUUAUGUUUCAGCCCCUCUGUCAUCCAGAACUGACAAAGGGGGGCAGCUAAGAGGCUGGGAGACUGGCCAGAAAUAAAAUCUUGUCUGUUAAGUGCACGACUUUGGGUCAAAGGUUACGGUUAACGGUUACAGUUAAAGAGUAUGUUUCAGAUCCCAUUCUCCUGGUUAAGAAGGCCUUACCAGAUAUGAUAGGUAACUCUUUUUCCUGCUGUUGUGUGUAUCCCCUCCAGUGACUGGCAGGAGAGUAGAGACCAGUGAUUGUCUACAGAAGCAGUUAGACACUUCAAUUAUUUCAGCAGAGUUUAGGCUACUUAACUCUGUUUCCACAAAUCACAAUGUUAAUUGGACCUCAUAAUUAAUAAGUGUUCAAUCUCAAUUAGUUUCAUUAUAAAUUCAAUAAAAGGCCCUUUUACUGGUUAAACAUUUUAUUUUAUUAUUUAUCCUUGAAGAUUAUACUGAUUGAACACAGCUUGUGACCCAGUGAUUCCGGAGCUCGGAGCAGAGGGAGUGCGUACGGAAGAGGAAGCGGGUGGCAGACUGUGGUGCAAUGCCAUCCCUACGUCUGAAAGAAACCAACCAACACACACCAUGGACCACUAAAGAAGUCGAACAAGCAAUCAAGCUAGAUUCAACUGAAAGCAUCACAGCAGAACAUCAGAAAUGCACUGUGGAUUUUCUUUCUCAUUAUAACUGGAAAUGAAACAGAAAAUAGUAAUAUUCUAAUACUUUUGUACUGUUACAGAACCACUUUAUUGGAAGUGUUGCAAUAGGAAGAGUAACCUUAGUUUAGUGUUUACACAUUCACUUUUCAGUUUACUUAACCAUCAGUUUAUUUAAUAUUUAAAUUAAUAUUUCAGUUACUACUUGUGACGUCUGUCAUGCUAAGAUGAUGUAGUGCAAACUGUAUAUCAUAGUAUGUAUUUUUGACAUUAAUAUUCAAAUCUGAAAAAAUAUAUCUAUAUAUCUUCUAAAGCAAUCUUGAAAGCU
This is a messenger RNA of Dicentrarchus labrax (European seabass), 5784 nucleotides long. RefSeq names its product atos homolog A (gene atosa). The coding region runs from base 1326 to 4628 and encodes 1100 amino acids. The transcript has 12 exons. The record is from RefSeq and is a predicted model, not a curated record. NCBI's taxonomy places the organism in Eukaryota, Metazoa, Chordata, Actinopteri, Moronidae.